Elephantulus edwardii (Cape elephant shrew) is the source of this 1611-nucleotide messenger RNA. RefSeq names its product family with sequence similarity 117, member B (gene FAM117B). Lineage: Eukaryota; Metazoa; Chordata; Mammalia; Macroscelidea; Macroscelididae. The transcript is spliced from 9 exons. The record is from RefSeq and is a predicted model, not a curated record. Bases 1 to 1611 code for a protein of 536 amino acids.
AUGUCCCAGCGGGUGAGGCGCAAUGGGUCCCCCACGCCGGCUGGCUCCCUCGGGAGCGGGGCAGUCACUACAGUCGGGGGAGCUGGGAGUCGCCUGCAGCCCAUGAGGGCGACGGUUCCGUUCCAGCUGAAGCAGCAGCAGCAACAUGGCAGCCCCACGCGGAGCAACGGCGGCGGCGGCGGCGGCAACAACGGCGCUCGCGGGAGCCCCCCACGGCCGCCGCCGCCGCCACCGCUGCUGGGCCCCGUGUCGUCGCCCUCCUCGUCGCCCACCCACCUGUGGACGGGUGAGGUGAGCACGGCCCCACCCCCCGCCCGCAUCCGGCACCGGAGGAGGUCCCCCGAGCAGAGCCGUAGCUCGCCGGAGAGAAGGAGCCCGAGCGCCCCAGUGUGCAAAGCAGCCGGUGGGAAGGGGUCCCGGGUGCUCGCGGCUCCCGCGCCGGGACUGCGGCGCUGCAGCGGGGCUGAGGUUGCUGGGGGCGGGGCCGAGGCUGUUGGGGGCGGGGCAAGGGGCGGGGCCUGGGUGUGUGGCCCCGGGGUCCGCCCUGCGCCGGCCUCAUUGAUGGCUGCGCGGGCCUCACUGGUACCGCUGGAGACAGAAGCUGCAUGGGCUGAAGAAUAUGCUGAAAAAAAAAAAGGGUCUCACAAACGUUCAGCUUCCUGGGGCAGUACAGAUCAACUAAAAGAGAUUGCAAAAUUACGUCAGCAGUUACAGAGAAGUAAACAUAGCAGUCGUCAUCAUCGAGAUAAAGAAAGACAGUCUCCAUUCCAUGGCAACCAUGCAGCUAUUAACCAGUGUCAGGCUCCUGUUCCAAAGAGUGCACUUAUUCCAGUCAUUCCCAUCACCAAAUCAACAGGCUCCCGGUUCCGGAAUAGUGUGGAAGGACUGAAUCAGGAGAUUGAAAUAAUAAUUAAAGAAACUGGGGAAAAGGAAGAACAACUUAUACCACAAGAUAUUCCAGAUGGUCAUCGGGCACCUCCACCUCUUGUGCAGAGAAGUAGCAGCACACGCAGCAUUGACACCCAGACACCUGGUGGGGCAGACAAGGGGAGCAACAACAGCAGCCGAUCUCAGUCAGUGUCCCCCACGUCGUUCCUCACCAUCUCCAAUGAAGGUAGCGAGGAGAGUCCUUGUUCAGCUGAUGACCUGCUUGUUGAUCCUAGGGAUAAAGAAAAUGGAAACAAUUCUCCUUUGCCCAAAUAUGCAACUUCUCCUAAACCUAACAACAGUUACAUGUUCAAAAGGGAACCUCCUGAGGGCUGUGAAAGAGUGAAAGUCUUUGAGGAAUGCUCGCCUAAACAACUUCAUGAAAUCCCAGCCUUUUACUGUCCUGACAAGAACAAGGUGAAUUUUAUUCCUAAAAGUGGCUCUGCUUUCUGCCUCGUCAGCAUCCUCAAGCCACUUCUUCCCACACCAGAUCUUACCCUCAAGGGCUCUGGCCACAGCCUGACAGUCACCACUGGCAUGACAACCACUCUACUGCAGCCUAUUGCUAUGGCCUCUGUGUCUACAAACACAGAGCAAGACCGAGUCUCUCGAGGAACAAGUACAGUCCUGCCAUCAGCCCCUCUACUCCCACCACCAGAAUCAAUCGAGGAAGCAGAAGGGUAA